AUGCCAGCGAAUUUACUGUUAGAGGAUCUGCAACAGUCUAACGGACAGCUAAUCAAUCUGACAAGGCAUCACGAUGGCGAUCUCUUCUAUACGAGCGGUCUCGGCGGCGCUUGCAAUGCGGACACCUGCAUCGGCCUGUCCAGCGGCACGGCGGCUGUGGUGCGUCUGGCUGGCGAUGGACUGGGUCAGGCCUCGGCCUCAGCCUCGCCCUCGGCCACGCUGGCCAGCGGUCGGCUGGAGCUGCUCACGCGUCGCAUGAAGCUGCAGCGCGACAAUGGCCAGGCUCUGGGCAUGUCCGCUGAGACGGAGGGCUGCAGCUGCCGCUGUUUGCCAUAUUUGCGCGCCUACCGUGAGGAUUUGGGCAUCUGCGUGGAUGACAUACAUGAAUGCUCUCUCUCACCAUUUGUCAGCGGCUCAUCGUCGGAGAAAAUUCCAUUUGUGUUUUUGCCACUGCGCGGCCAAAUCAUUUACCCCAGCAGAGAAAUCAGUUUUCCCAAUAUACUCACGCCUGUGUGUGCGGUUACCGGCGCCCAGUACCUCGGCUCGAAUGGCUGGUCGGAUCUGCGUAACCCCAUUGACACGGACUAUCCAUUUCGGAUGUUUCGCGACGAGGGUCGCAGCUUUCUGCAGUGGCUGGGCGAGACGGAGCUGCGCCAGAAGAUGCAGGGUCGCCUCAUUGUGGUGCAUCUUGUCUGCCGCGACAUGACUGUGGCCCUCAAUGCCAGCCUGAAAGGUGAGUCUCUGAUGCCGCCCAAGAAUGUGCAUUCGCCGUGCGUGGCCUUCCGGGUCAAUGGCAGUCCUGUCAAGUACACACACAAUGUGCCGGAGGUGUUCUUUCAGCCAGCGAACUCGACGACUCUGGCCUCCACCUCGGAUGGCAUGAGCAUGCGAGAGUAUGUGGUCAUCGGCAUCUGCAGCCUGCUGCUGGGCCUCAUCUAUGUGGCCUCCGUGUUUCUCUAUCUGUACAUGAAGAAGCGCAAGAGUCGCGGGCGCCAUAACUCGCGUCACUCGCUGGACAAUCUGGGCAAUGAGAUCAACUAUCCGAAGAACGACCAGGUCACCUAUGGUGCGCCCUUUAGCCGGGUGGGCAGCGUCUAUUCGGCGAACAGCAUGGGUCUGGGCCACGGCAGCGGCAACGAGGCGGGCACGCGAGCCAGCAUGGCCAGCCUCAAGGAUGACCUGGGCAUUGUGAAGAACAAUCCGCUGCUGCAGCACUUUCCGCAGCUGGGCGAGCGGGAGCACAACUCUGGCUUUGCCAGCGACAUCUCGAACUCGAACUCCGAGUGCGAGAUGGAGGAGAAGAUCAAGAGCUCGGUUUCGGUUCUGGUGCAUCCACAGCUGAACAUGGCCAACAACAACAAGUCACCCAAACCGGGUCACAGCCACAGCGCGGAGAAUUCCUCAUUGGAGGCGGAUGAUUUUCGGCAGGACAACGAGUGCCUGCCCACGGAGAAUGUGGCCGUCAUUGAGGAUCUGAUGAGCGAGGAGAAAAUGGAGAAUCUGCGCGCCAUGGUCAACGGCAAUGUCCGCAAGAAGCUCUACUUUAAUCCAGCCUACUUUGAGCCACAUCUGCUGGCGGAGCCGCCACAAGCUGCCAUUGAGUUUCUUCAAAAGAUUCGUGAGGUGAUUGCCAUUGCCAAGUACAAAAUGGCCGCCAAGCGUUACCAGCCAUCGCUCAACAUUAUCCACGAGGAGGCCAGCCUGGACUCCGGUGCGACCAGCUCGGCCAGAUACAAUGUGCCGCUGCAGCAGAAUCUGCAGGCAAAGAGUCUGGGCGACAAGCGCAACAGCAUCGAGCAGUGGCUGCAGAGUGUGCCCAACUCGGAGCCGACAGCCGAGCAGAAGAAAAAGAGCAACGGUUCACCCAGCAAAGGCUCCGCGCGCAAGGAGAUCACCGCGCCCAAAGAACGCCCGCCGCCGCCUCCAAUGCAAAAGUCAAGCACUGAGCCGCAGUCCAGGCCGGAGUCCAGCUCCAGCAUGCGUUGCCACGAGGAGGAACAGCAGCAGAGGCUGAACAAAUCCAGUCCAGAACCCGUCAAGCCCAAAACGCCAACCUAUGAGAGUUAUACGGCCUACUCGGCUGUCGUGUCCGCGAAUGUGUAUGGCUUUGCGGAGACGGGGGGCGAGAUCUACAACAAUCCAAAGUUCAUGCUGGCCGACUCGCCGGCCGGCUCGAUGCGCAGCACCUCGAGCCGAUCCAAGUCGUUGAGGAAACGCGGCGAUGUGCUCGAACAGUUCGCGGCGGCCAACUCGACGCCGACGUCGUUGAACUCGUUCGAUCGACAGCAUUACAAUAUGCUGCGAAACAUGAAGCCCGCGGAGAUCAUCUACGAUUCGCUGAAGCGCGAGUAUGCAGCGCAUAUACCCACGCCGGACUACGACAGCACCAUCGAGAAGAAGAUCAAGGAGAUCUACAGCAGCACCCAGAGCAGCAUACCAUCGGUCCCGACGCCGGACUACAGCUCGCUGAGUCGCAAGUCUCUGAAACAGUUUCAGCCGGAUUCGCCCAUCUACAGGCGCAAAUCGCCACAGUACCUGAUCGUGGACUAUGAGACGGACAGCUUGGAGCGUCUGGAGCCGAGUAAGCGCAAGAGUUCGCAUUCCUCCAGCUCGCCCUCGUCCGAUGUCAGCUCACAGCUGAGCCCCAGCCUGAGCACGGCCCUGCCGCUGGAGGAGGAGCUGGAGAUCAGUCACACAGUGUACGAUCGGGUCAAUGGAUUUCGCAAGGAGGGCGACCUAAAGAAGCGUCUGCUCGCCGGCAAACAUGGCCAGCAGAGCCAGGCGCAGCGGCACAAGGAGGCCGCGGCACGCAUCAAAUACGACACGCCCUUUCGCGGCAGCAUGACCAUUGAGGUGGAGCACGAACCGCCCUCCGACAUGGAGCGCACCGAUAGCGAUCAGUUCGAGCCGGACACCCUGGAUCGCAAGCCCAAGAAGCAGAGCUUCUGUGACAUCAAUGCCUGGGACAAACACGGACGCCAGAGCAGCACCGAGGACUACAAUCAGAUCAACUCGCUACCCGAUCUCAGCCGCCAGAUCGGCACGCCGGACAGCAGCCAGCUGGCCAAUGGUAAGCCACGCACUGCCUCCUUUAUUCUGCGCUCCAGCAACUCGUUCCGCAAUCUGCGCGAGAUUUACGAAUCGCCGCUGGCCGUCCAGGAGCACUUCAGGAGUGAGGUCCAGCAGCGCGAGGAGCAGGGCCGCAUCCUGACGCUAGAGGCAAAGCAUUCUCGCCGUCAGCGCGGCCUGCAAGGCUCGCCCACGCUCUCCGUGGUGGAUGUGGCCAGAGACAGGACUACCAUAACCAUAUCCUCGCCCAAGCCUGCAGAGAAACAGCCGUCGGCCCAGCCGCAAUCGCCGUCACGCCCCAAGCUGAAUCAACAUUAUUGCGCCCCGCUGCUGCAUAACAAACGUCCGCUGCCGCCGGCGCCGCCGCCCGAAGCUGGCCCGAGCUGCUGCCACAGCGAGCGGCAGGAGGAGGAUGCCUACAGCCUGCACAGCGAGAUAACCGAGCUGACCGGCGUCUCGGAUACCCUGGCCAACUCGGAGUUUGAGAAUUCAUGCAACAAUACCAUGUCCAGCGUCAUUUCGGCCAUGACGGAGCCCAAGCCCCCAAAGGGUUUGGAGCAGAAGGCGCAGCUGGACAUGGACUACGACGGUAUCUACGGCAAAAAGAUGAAUAGCUUGCGCAAUGAUUACAGCCUCAACAAGUAUCUAAAUCGGCGCAAGUCCCAGAAGGAUAAGCGAGACGAGAAUGAGCAUGAGAAUGAGCACGAGCUCAAGGAUGCAGCGGACCUAGAGUCCAGCAACAACAUUAACAACAACAACAAUUCGAAGAAUCUUAAGGAUGUGGAUCUGAAUCAGUUUGAUGCGCUGUCGAUUAGCUCACGUUCGAACCGCAGCAGCAGCCAUCUCUCGGAGCGCACCAAGGAGCUCUAUCGGAAUGCGGGCGUUCCCGUGGGCAUCGCCUAUCCACAACGCGCUACCAACAGCAGCAGCAGCAGCAACAAUCCCAGCUCCAAUGCGAACGUGAGUGUCAAUGUCCAGACCGUUUAUCGCUGUGAGAUUGAGCCGGCACAGCUGACGGCUGGCAUGCAGAUAGCCAUCGGGCUAAAGGAUCGCGCCAAGAAGGCCAAGGAUCUGAAGAAUGCGUGGCGCAAAUUUGUCCACAUGGCAGCCAACAAAUUCAGCCCCAGCCAGAGUCCGGCGCCCAGCUAUGGCACCAAGAGCUCGACGGGUGGCUUUCUGGAGGCGCUCGAGCGCGACGAUGGCAUUGCCUCCAUCAUUGAGGAGGCGGCGGCGGCGGCAGCGGUUGCGGCACAGCCGGGCUCGGCGACGGGACAGGUGGGAAGCCAGAACUACUACGAGCAGCGCUUUGGACAGCUGGACAGCGGCUACAUGAGCACCGACUCCACGGAGCUGUACAAGCGCAAUGUCUACGAUCGCUACAACUUCAAAAUGUUGAGCGGACGCGGCGGCGGCGGCGGCCAGAUCAUACGUGUCGACACCAUCGAAGAUAACGAAGAAGAGAGCACCAGUCCAGGCCGCUUUGAGGAUCUCGAGCACAUGGUCUCGCCCGGCAGCAGAGUAGCGGCGGCGGCGCCCAAUGCCAGCGAGGACUUAAGCGAUGCCGAGUCGGACAAAACGCUUACGCGCUCCCAAUCGAAUGUGGCACGCGGCGGCGGCGGCAGCAGCAGCACCACGAUGUCAUCCUAUUCCUCGGAGGAUGAGCAGCGGCGCGGGCACAGCACCUGCUGCGGCUCAUCGGAUGAGGAGACCAAUGCCGAGGACAUGUGCGAAUCGGGCGCGGAGAGCAUCGAAACGCACUCGGUGCUCUACAAGAUGAUUCGCAAAAGUUAG
Molecule: messenger RNA, 4860 nt
Organism: Drosophila novamexicana
Lineage: Eukaryota; Metazoa; Arthropoda; Insecta; Diptera; Drosophilidae
Exons: 9
Coding region: 1-4860 (1619 amino acids)
Biological process (GO): imaginal disc-derived wing hair organization
Cellular component (GO): cell cortex
Source: RefSeq, a predicted model, not a curated record